This is a messenger RNA of Anopheles bellator, 4883 nucleotides long. RefSeq names its product TOX high mobility group box family member 4. Gene Ontology annotation, biological process: regulation of transcription by RNA polymerase II. The coding region runs from base 867 to 2480 and encodes 537 amino acids. Gene Ontology annotation, cellular component: nucleus. The transcript has 11 exons. Lineage: Eukaryota; Metazoa; Arthropoda; Insecta; Diptera; Culicidae. The record is from RefSeq and is a predicted model, not a curated record. Gene Ontology annotation, molecular function: chromatin DNA binding.
UGGGAGCAUUCGGCCGUGUGCGCGCGUGCACUUGUGUUGUGUUGUGUUGUGAGUGGUGAGCCCCGCGAGAUAACGUGUGGUGAGAAGAGCAUCACGCUCCACAUCCUCCUGUUCUCCGUUCGCCACCGAGCGCGACGCGUCUCGUUCUUCGGUUGCUUAUCACCACCGGGUAUAUAUCCUUGGAGGUCCUUGGAGAUCCUUGGCGGCCAGAGAACCGUAUCAGCAGCAGCAGCAGCAGCAGCAGCAGCAGCAACCGAUUGAAAGUUGUUGAAAGCACUCCACAAAAGUGGCUGCCAGGGUUCGAACUCUGACGGCGCCAAAACCCGGCCUAAUCAGUGCACCGUGCACCGACGGACUCAUGUAGCCAACAUUGGCCGAUGAGUUCUCCAACAAGUAAAGACAAAUAAAGACCGUAGACGGGUGAUCUACUAGGAGCCCUAGGGAAGUGUACAGAAAAUAGUGUUAAGCAACGCGUGUGAAAAGCCUUCGCGCGCGAACACAGAGGAACAGCAAAAAUCGCACAGGAUAAGCAAAUCGGUGCGCCAUCGGUUAGCCGAAGCGGGGGAUUACUUACACAAAUCGUUUCAACGUUGGAUUUUGGGCGACCAGUGUUCUAGCGAAACGAAAAUGUAUCACGCAAGCGGCUAACAACGAUAUAACGCGGAAGGGCGCGCGAGAAGCUGCUGUGCACAUACAGAAUAUACAAAAGGUACAUUGACAAAGCAUCACAAUAGAGAACGCGUAUCUAUUGUUGUGUGUUUGGUGCUUUGUGAGACUUCCAGCAUCGGCACAUCGGUGAGUGUGCGCCGCGCGCAGAUCCAAUCAGUUUUCUCCCCUCACACAAUCUUCGCAUUAAGUGAGUUAUUAUGGAAACCAGUUACAAUACGACGGCGGUGGGCGAAGGAGGUGCACCCGAUAGCGAGUUCGAUAUCAAUAUGUUCGACCAGUUCGUUUAUAAGACUUUUCACACACCUUCUUUCGGCGACGAGGAGUUCGAUAUCCAAGCGAUGGGGAGCAACCAUCUGCAACAGCAGCAUCAGCAGCAUAACCACCACCACCAGCAGCAACAGCAGCCGUCCCAGCAGCAGUAUCAGAUGCAUAGCGGUACCCACCAGUCAAGCGAUCAUAUGGGGCUGCUGCAAGAUCAACAGCAGCAAAAUUAUGGACAAUGGCAUCAGGAGAUGGCCGCCCACCACAGCCCGUACACACUGCAAUCACCUUCCCAACCGACAUAUCAUCAGCUGAACACUAGUCCGAACAACAACCCUACCCUGCACGUCAUGCAGCCGCCGCAGCAGUCACCAUCGAUGGUCCCACCGCAGCAACAGCAGCAGCUUUCUCCUCAGCAGCUCAUUCCCGGGAAUCCGCUCAACUUUAUCGGCCGCUCGCCUCCGCAGAACGGAGUCGCCCAGGGUAACGAAAACGGCACGACCAGCGACGAUAGCGACGAUACGAUAGCGGUAAGGCAGACCAACUCACUAAAGCGACCUUCGUCCGAGCCGUCUUACGGAGACGAUUCAUCGAUAGCGUGCAGCAUGAAGGCGUCGACGGCAGCCGCGGCUGCCAAGAAACCGAAGGUUACUAAGAAGAAGAAGAAGCGGGAUCCGAAUGAACCGCAAAAGCCUGUGUCAGCGUAUGCUCUGUUCUUUCGUGACACGCAAGCAGCUAUCAAAGGCCAAACUCCGAACGCCUCGUUUGGAGAAGUUUCCAAAAUUGUUGCCUCCAUGUGGGAUGUGUUGGCACUAGAGCACAAAAAUGUGUAUAAAAAGAAAACAGAAGCUGCUAAGAAGGACUACUUGAAAGCGUUAGCUGCAUAUAGGGCAAGCCUGGUAUCGAAGAAUAUGAUCCAAAUGGCACAUCAACAUUCUCAUUUACAUGCUGGACAAAUCUCAGCACCAUCGCAAACGCAUCAACCUGCGCCACAUCUUCACGGACAAAUGGUAUCGAUGAAUACGCAACAACAGAUGAUGGCCCAUCAACAGUCUUCUGCGCACAUGAAUAUCGGACAACAGCAUACGUUGAGUUCGUCACAAAAUACUUCCAACGCAGCCCAUAAUGCGAUGAUGAAUUUGUCUAUGACGCCCCAAUCGCACUAUAUGAACCAACAGGCAUCGAAUCAGCUUCAAGAGCAGCAUCAACAACUGCAACAGCAGCAACUUCAGAUACACCAACCGCAACAACAUGAACAGGGUCAAGUUCAAGCUACUGGAGGAAUGCAUAUAGCUAACGGAGCUACUUCAAGCGAACAGAUGAAUCAGCAUAAUGCGGCAUCACCAAUCACUGAGGAGAAUUCCGUUGAGCAAACUAUUCAACCGCAACAAUGUAUACGGCAGGGUUGUACGAAUUUGGCAAUUAUAAAUUCCGAUUGGGAAGACGAAUAUUGCAGCAACGAAUGUGUCAUCACACAUUGCCGUGAUGUAUUUGGGCAUUGGUUGCAAAACAAUAAUACACAGCAGCAGACGUUUUCGACGGUGAAAUGAAUACUUCGGAAUUUUGUACCAGGCACUGCUGUACUGAUAAGCAGUUAUUAUCAUAAUAAUCAAUAUUAUGUUACAUAGAUCCAUUACAGCCAAUUAUUGUGAAACUAAUUUCAAAGAAAAGACAAAUAAUGCUGUAAAAUAUGUUGAUACUAUCGCUGUUUUAGGCGUUUUUUUUAUUUUUUCAGGUUUUUUGAAGGCAAGUUUAAGAAUGCGAUAAGAAUGCGAGAUAGGUAGACAAAAGGUAGCUUGCCUUGUGAGUGAAAAUCACAAAGUAACACGAUUUUAUUUUGUUCCCCAAUAUUCAUCCAUUCUAGUUUCUAUUCAAAACACUAGGUUUCAGUUUUUACUUAUUGCGAAAACCUUUUUUUUUUUUCAAACUCCAACCAGUAUUCUUGAGCCAUUCUUGAGAGUUAGAUAUUUACUUUAUGCAUGCCACAUUUAAUUAUAUUGUUUCCACAUGUAUUAUUGACUAUUUUAUAGCGAUACAUCUUGUAUCGCGUUUUUGUCGGUAUAUUUUAUAUCGAUCAUAUAUAGCUAGCUCUAAGAAGUUUUUAAAAUGUAAAUUUGUUUACAAUGCGGCAGAUUCUGCCCAUCUUUUUUCCCUUCUGAUCUCCGGCAAGCGAAUAGAUUUAGGGGUUGCGCAUAUUCGUUCUGAUUACUACGAUUUUUUAGUCAUGUAAUCCGUCUUUUAUUUAUUUGUUUUACAGAAAUCGAUUUCAUUUGCUCAUCAAUCUGUCCUUACACUGUGCAUUCCAAUCAACGAUUGGAAUGCAGGCAUUGCUGCGUACUCUGCUAUAAAAUUAAAAAAAGGCUUGUAUGGUUGAAUAGGGAUAGUGCAAACCAAUUUGGGGUAAUUUUUCCCUAAAUUUCGUUGAAACAGAUGUUGGUUAGAUUUGAAAUACGAUAUGAGUUAUGCAUAUUGAUAAUUACUUUGCAAACAUGAUAUAAAGAAAACCAUGAACGUCAUAUGAACAAUAUGGAUAAUUUUAUAGUUCAGUUAAAGCUUAAUAUUCAGGACACAUCAACACUGUUUACAUCCAUUUAAUUAAUUGCAUACCGAUAAUUAAUUAUUUUGAGCUAAAUCUAUUAGUGAUUUCGUCUAAUUAUCCUGAAUUGAGCUGUGGAUGGUCAGUCGACCUCAGUUGAAUAUUAGCAAUAUUGAUAGUUGGUUUGAUUAUUUUUAUCCCAUUAUGAAUUAAAUUUUUCGUUUAAAAUUGUCUACAUAAUGUAAAUCAAUGCUGUCUUUUAAUAAUGCAAACUAAAUCAUAACUCAUCAAACACACCGUUUCCAACCCCAAACCAUACGCAAAAAAUACAUUAACUGUUCAUUAUUAAUCGACCUUUCACGACUCUCAUACGAUUAAGAAUAUCAGCUAACCAAUAUAACCUCUGAGACUAUUUUUGGUUUAGAAUUAAAUGAUUUGUAUCUAGGAUAAGGACUAGUUAAUCGUGACUAGUUCUAUUUCUUUUAACUAUUUUUUUCUACAAUUACUCUACGACACAAUAAUAUUAUUAAAAAAACAUUAAAUGUAGAGAAUAGGAUUUGUCAUCAAACAUCAACAAACAACAAACAAGGCUUUCAUUUGAUUCUUUUGCAAUAGCAACAUGGGUUCUUACCAGAGUCAAUAAUACAUUACAGUACUGGUUAGCAAAAUUUUGACCUACAGCAAGUAGUAUAUUAUGUUUAGAGAGAUUAUUUUGUUCAUACUUAUUACAAUGCGUUGAAUUUUUGAAAUUUUAUUUCAUUCAAUUUGCAUAUUUAGAUAGUUUUGUAGAAUGUCCCUUUUUCUAUAAACUACCAAGAACAAUCAUUGUACAGAACUUUGACGACAAUGCUUCGCACCGCAGCAAUCGUCAUUUACGAUUAAAAAAAAGUCGAAGAGAAAACAUCAAAUUAUGAUUUUGAUACAAAUAUAUCAGUUAUUGUCCACAUUUUUUGCUGAUUGUGUGCAGGUCACAUAAUAAAUAUGAGUGUUUUGUUAUAUAUUUCUCUAAGCGUCGUGAUGCUGUCACGUUGGCGAUAAUGUUUUUCAUCUAAACGGUAAAAAACUACUGAAUGUAAUAGCCUGGCCUGUUAUCAACUAAGCACAAUUGUUGCUAGUCUAUUAGCGUCUUGAUUAAUUUACUCUCCGUGGGAUAAAAACUGUGAAAAUGAACAUAGUAUGUAAUGCAUUGAAAAUAUCUUGUAAAGCUGUAAGUAUAGCUAGCAUUUAAAUAGAACAUUCACAAACAAAUUAAGACCAAUGUUUAAUAUAUUUUAAUGAUACAUUACCAAUUGCACGUAUCUUUUUAUUGCCAUUCUCUAAAUUGAAGGUAAAACUUAAUGACAUUGGAUUUGAAAUCAGAAAGUGUUCUUUUUAUGUAUUCAUAUGAUAUUUGGAACCAUAAACUGACGGUGUUGAU